Molecule: messenger RNA, 1352 nt
Organism: Photinus pyralis (common eastern firefly)
Lineage: Eukaryota; Metazoa; Arthropoda; Insecta; Coleoptera; Lampyridae
Product: zinc finger protein 37 homolog
Exons: 3
Coding region: 107-1096 (329 amino acids)
Biological process (GO): regulation of transcription by RNA polymerase II
Cellular component (GO): nucleus
Molecular function (GO): DNA-binding transcription factor activity, RNA polymerase II-specific; RNA polymerase II cis-regulatory region sequence-specific DNA binding; zinc ion binding
Source: RefSeq, a predicted model, not a curated record
GGGUAUCGUAUCUAAUUGAUAUCAGUGGCGUAGCUGGUUGUGGUAGUUCUCUGGUUCCUGUUGCUAACCAAUUUUAAAUAAUAAAAACAUUAGAAAUAAAUAAAUAAUGGAAAACAUGUGUAGAACUUGCCUGAAAGUUUCUCCAAGACUAAGCAACAUAUUCGACGAUUCCAGCCUUCCCCUCAAAAUCGAAAGUAUAUCUUCAAUACAGGUGUCAAUUGGUGAUAAUUUACCGAACAAAGUGUGCGACAUGUGCACCAGAAACAUUCACCUACUCUACGAUUUCAGACGAAUAAUCAUUAAGAGCGACUUGCUGUUGAGGCAACGUAUCGAACAGGAAACGCCAAAAGAAGAACAGCUUCAAACAACGGAUAUCACUAUCAUCAAGAACGAAGUGGUAGCUAAUGACCAAUCAAAUACGGAACAUCGUUUAAAUUCCACCAGUAACUUUAAAUGCAGUACCUGUGAUUUUACCUGCGUUAAUUAUUUCCAAUGGAAAGAACACAAACGCACGCACAUUAAAUCUGUUAAAUCGAUAUGUAGCAUGUGCGGAAAGUGUAUACGUAAAGAUAAUAUGAGAAAGCAUAUCAUGACGCAUACAGAACCCCCAGUUCAGUGUCAAAUAUGUGGAAAAACGUGUAAAAAUACCGAAUCUUUAAGAGGACACUUACUUGCCCACAAAAAUAAUAAAUUACAGUGUACUACCUGCGGUAACGUAUAUCGACACCGUGCAGCUUAUGCUGCUCAUCUAAAGAGACAUUUACUGGGCGAUAAGAAGACCGUUGAGUGCAGCAUUUGCGCGAAGCUCUUCUACGAUCAUCGAACGUUGAAGAAACACAUCCGUAGCCACACGGGCGAAAGACCUUACCCCUGCCCCUACUGCAAGAAGGGGUUCUCGAGCAGUAACGCGAGAAAUACGCAUGUGCGGCAGCACACAAACGAGAAACCGUACGCGUGCGAGUUUUGUCCUUGCGCAUUUCCACAGAAAGUUUCUCUGAGGACGCACUUAAAGUCGAAACACGCCGAUAAGCUAGAGAGGCAGGAAGAGGCAAAACGGGAGGAGACGAAGACGGACGAUUCUGUAAAUGGCUCGUAAUUAGGAUAGUAGUGCGACAUGAAUUGUUUUUUUGAAUUCAAGGCUCUGUAACAGAUCAACACUGUAGAUGGGAAGCUACUCCCACACAAUUAUUUUAGUCAACACUAUUGUACGUAAUUUUGAAUCAGCAGAACAAUGUACAUAAUCAUGCUGUAUAUACUACUGUUAUUUAUAGAGGAUAGUGUAAUACUAGGUUUACUGUCCUGUUAUCUGUAGCCAAUAAACUCAUAAGUAGAUAAAAUGUAUUAAGACGCAA